Rosa rugosa (rugosa rose) is the source of this 429-nucleotide messenger RNA. Its product is annotated as RING-H2 finger protein ATL70-like. The coding region runs from base 1 to 429 and encodes 142 amino acids. The record is from RefSeq and is a predicted model, not a curated record. The transcript has a single exon. Lineage: Eukaryota; Viridiplantae; Streptophyta; Magnoliopsida; Rosales; Rosaceae.
AUGGAUCGGGAUGAACUAUAUGAUGCUGGUGGAGUCUUCAUUGGUGUUCUUGCCAUAAUCAUACUGAUCAUUGUAAUUUCUUACUGCCAUCGCCGGCAAGCCCUGGUCGAUCCGUCAGAUCAUGGUGAGUCAUCUGCAACAAUUGAACAAGGCCUUGAUGAAGCUACAAUAUGUGCAUAUCCGAAGCUGCUUUACUCAGAAGCCAAGCUGCACAUGUUUGAUUCAAUCUCCUGUACUCCUCCUUCUUGUUGCAGCAUAUGCUUGGCUGAUUUUGAAGACAAUGAUGUAUUGAGAUCUGUCCCUAAUUGUGGCCAUUUCUUUCACCAAGUGUGCGUGGACAAAUGGUUGCUGCUUCACCCCACAUGCCCAGUUUGCAGGAACUCACUUCUUGAUCCAUUGACUUCUGUUGGUUCUGUAGAAGAGGUCUAG